AGACAACACACUAGGCUCGCAUCCAUUCUCUCUUUACAUAUAAGAUAGGCAGGAACUAAAAUGACAACCCUUCCUAAUGUGUGGCACCUCCGGCGCGUGGCGGAUACGGCCGCAAAAGCCUGCCUGAUCUGCUACAAACCAUCCAGCAGUGUUUUAAUCACGCCCAACAACAAAGACUACUUCUAUGUUUGCCCGGUGCACCUCAAGGACCGGCAUUUCUGCUCGCCCAUUGUUGAUGCCGAGGAAGAGGCAGCGAAGAAAAAGGCCGAGGCCAUGGCAAGGGAGAUCGAAAAGGUAAAGAAGGAGUAUGAGGAAAAGCAGCAACGAAAGAAGGAGAAGGAGAAGGAGAAGGAAAAGAAUGACGAUCCUAAGGACGACAAGGACAAAGACAAGGAAGACUCUAAAAAGGCAGACGAUAAGAAGGAAGAGAAGGAGCGGGAUGAUAAGAUUGACGCUAUCAAAAAGCAAGGUACAUCUACGACAGAUGACUCGCCGCGGAUCUUCGCUUUGCAUAAGAAACGUGGCGGGGCGUCACAACGCUAG
Messenger RNA from Aspergillus nidulans FGSC A4, 543 nucleotides. Its product is annotated as AAA-ATPase Vps4-associated 1 family protein. The coding region runs from base 61 to 543 and encodes 160 amino acids. The transcript has 4 exons. The record is from RefSeq and is a predicted model, not a curated record. NCBI's taxonomy places the organism in Eukaryota, Fungi, Ascomycota, Eurotiomycetes, Eurotiales, Aspergillaceae.